Staurois parvus is the source of this 398-nucleotide messenger RNA. NCBI's taxonomy places the organism in Eukaryota, Metazoa, Chordata, Amphibia, Anura, Ranidae. The record is from the annotation of a GenBank genome assembly.
AGUCCCACCUGUCAGUGCCCAUCAGUGCCACGUGCCAGUGCCCAUCAGUGCCACAUCAAUGCCACCCAUCAGUGCCAGUCAGUGCCACCUAUCAGUGCUGCCAAUCAGUGCCACCUAUCAGUGCUGUCAAUCAGUGCUGCCUAUCAGUGCCAGUCAGUGCCGCCUAUCAAUGCCAGUCAGUGCAGCCUAUCAGUGCCAGUCAGUGCCGCCAAUCAGUGCCAGUCACUGAUGCCUAUCAGUGCUGCCUAUCAGUGCCAUAUAUCAAUGUCAUGUAUCAGUGCUGCCUUUCAGUGCCCAUCAGUGAUGCCUGUCAAUGCCCAUCAGUGCAACCUACCAGUGCCUCCACAUCAGUGCCCAUCAGUGCCACCUAUCAGUGCCCAUCACUGCAGCCUCAUUAG